This is a messenger RNA of Syzygium oleosum, 3057 nucleotides long. Its product is annotated as metacaspase-1-like. Bases 1291 to 2448 code for a protein of 385 amino acids. NCBI's taxonomy places the organism in Eukaryota, Viridiplantae, Streptophyta, Magnoliopsida, Myrtales, Myrtaceae. Gene Ontology annotation, molecular function: cysteine-type endopeptidase activity. The record is from RefSeq and is a predicted model, not a curated record. Gene Ontology annotation, biological process: proteolysis. The transcript is spliced from 7 exons.
AAAAUAAAAGAAACAAAUGGGGUUGUCUUCUCAAUAAAAGGCAAAAGGUGGUGCAAUUGUGAUAAGAUAGGAUUGGAGAUUGGAGAUGUGGAAUCUCGGCCAAAUUUGUGCAUUAAGUACUAGUCAAUCGAAAAGAAGCCAGUGUUUGAAUAUGGUAGCAGGAACCUGUGCUAUCUUGUUCUGAGAUGACAGACAUUGAAAAUAGGAAGAUCGAGCUAUAGAGAGGGAAAUGUCUUCAGUACAGCAUACUCUGGGAUGGAUGGUGGGAUAUUUAUCAGGAACCAAAAAAUGCUUUUGUGGAGAUUUUGUGAUGGAAGGAAAUAACAAUGUGAACAUCUGUCACGUAUGGUAGAUGAUGAGGCAUGAAAGGAAACGGAUGAGCAUAAGAUCCCAUACAUUCUGUAACUGGUUUCUUUCUCGAUCCUUUGUACUUCAUUAUGAGAUGAUGGUUCUCAGACAUGCAAGGAGGACUUGCAUUUUAGGAAGAUUCCUCAAAUUAUGAAGGGACUCAUGCCAAGAACGAGAAUCGCUCAAAAAACACAUCUAGGAGCUGUUGAGUGAAAGGAGGUCCAUGCUUGUUCAUGCGGGAAGUUCUAUACACCGCUCAGUUUUUCCCACCAUUGAUGCCUUAAGGCGUUACCAUGAAGGUCUUUGACAUUUUUAUGAGGUUCAAGUGCCAAACAACCAAGUAGUAGAAUAAGAACCUGUCCCUGGUUCCCUUGACCUCAGGACCAUAUACAAGAAAGAACAAAGAAAAAAACGAUAAGCAAGAAUCUGAUUCGCCGCAAUCCGUGACAUGACUCAAUAAGGCUAAAGUGAAUGAAGGAAACAGAAAGGGUGAUCUUUUCUAAUAAAUGUACUCCUCUACACUACAAGGAUGCAAAUCCCUAGGUAGUUUCUAUUCAGAAGAAAGUUCAGGCCAGAAUUGAGAUCUAACCUAAAAUUGGUUCUUUUUAAUGAGAUAAACAAGAUGUUUAGGCUAGAAUUGGAUUCAGACCUAAAGUUGGUGUUUUUGUGAGAAUUUUUUUUUUGUCAAAAUUGAGACUCGAGCUAAAGUUGGAGAUUUUUAAGAGAAUUUGGCCAAUAAUAUCAAAGACAACUUUGAAUAGAAUCUGGUUCAACUUCGCCCGAUUAUUUCAAUGAGUCAACUUUCUCCUCGCUCUUUUUUCUCUUAAUUCGACACUUUCAUUCACGUGAAGUAUUAUUCAUUGGCAUCUGUGUGCUGCUAGCCUUUAAUUAGAUCCUCAGAUAGUUGCUUUCCCAUACCAACCGUAGUCUCUGAGAUAUCGAAUGGCAGAUAGGAGAGAGAGAUGCAGUUGGUGUGGUGUGCAACUUGUGGUGCCGCCGGAGGCGCAAGCAGUUCAGUGUGCCGUGUGCCUGUCUGUCACCAAAACUAACCUCUACGUUCCUCCACUGACUCAAGCUCAGAAUUCUCUAUACCGUGCAGCUAACUUGUUAAAAGGGCUCGUUGGCACUGUCGCAAACAACAUCAAUUCUCUAGCCAAAUCGACCGGCAACUCUCCUGGAGCAUACGCAUCAAACUGUGGCUAUUAUUCUCCUGCUCCGUCUCUGCCACUGCUGCCUCCUUCAGUCCAUGGCAGGAAGCGUGCUUUGCUUUGUGGAGUAACCUAUAGAGGAAAGAGGUACAAGCUCAAAGGAAGUGUCAACGACGUGAGGUGCAUGCACUACUUCCUGGUCGAGAAGAUGGGCUUUCAAAAUGACUCCAUACUCAUUCUCUCAGAAGAAGAGACUGAUCCACUCAGGAUCCCAACAAAGCACAACAUCCUCAUGGCCAUGCGAUGGUUGGUCCAUGAUUGCCACUCUGGUGACUCAUUGGUGUUUCACUUCUCUGGCCAUGGCUCAAGACAGCGCGAUUAUGAUAUGGACGAAAUCGAUGGGUUUGAUGAAUCUCUCUGCCCAGUUGAUUAUGAGAUUGCAGGGAAGAUAAUUGACGAUGAAAUUAACACCACCAUUGUAAGACCGCUGCCUCGAGGAGCCAAACUCCACGCUGUAAUUGAUGCCUGUUACAGCGGAACCAUGCUCGAUCUACCCUUUUUAUGCAGGAUGAACCGAGAAGGUACCUACAGAUGGGAAGAUCAGAGAGGCGUCUCAGCUGCUUAUAAAGGCACAGGAGGUGGGCUAGCCCUCUCUAUUAGCGCUUGUGAUGAUAACCAGAGCUCUGCGGACACAACGGCGUUAUCAGGUAGCACGGCAACUGGUGCCAUGACAUACAGCUUCAUUCAAGCAAUGCAAAAUGGGAAUGAACUCACAUACGGCCAUCUACUGAACGCCAUGCGUCAUACGAUUCGCGAGGCCAGCACCGGAGUACGUCUUAAGGGUCCAAUCGCAUCCCUUGUUAACAAGGUGCUUGGUGCUGGUUUGACUCAGGAAGUUCAACUAUCAUCAUCCGAAGUGUUUGACAUUUACGCAACAGAGAUUUCUCUGUGACUUGAGCUUUCCCGUUCUUGAUAAUUCGGACAUCAUAUUCCACUGAGCUUUUUUAUCGCAGUAUAGGGUGAAAGUCAUUAUCUCUAUGAUAUAUGAGAAUACUUUUCUGUAGUUUUCCAUAUUGAAAGAAUAUUAUCUGCUGUAUUUGCUAGAUUAUAGUACAAUCUACAACGAGAAGCAUUUGCUCUCUUCCAUUCUCAAAGCUUAGAUUACAUAACUUCAUAUAAUACCUUAAAAUGCUGUUGCUGUAUCAAUACCAUACACCUUGCACCCUCUAGCUAGUGAAGAAACUUCUUUUAGUAAACUAAUUCAACUACAUAUUCACUGAAGAAGUAAGAGCUUGCGAGAAGCCGUGCACCAGCGAGUGAAGGAGGCAUGAAGAUUAGGCCAGUCGGAUGAUGGGCAAUACAUGAAGUGGUGAAGCCACUGGGAGAGCACUUGUUCCUGCUCCUCCUCCUGUCCCAGCAUUUCGAUGGUUUCCUCCAACACCCUCUCCAGUUCAGCUCUUUCGCUGAGGCUUAGAACGGGGACAUCUGUUCCAUUGCUUGCUCUGCAUAGCAGCGGCAACCAUGACAUCAACAUAUUCAUCCUUGUCUGCCGUUGUUGCUC